Dendrobium catenatum is the source of this 784-nucleotide messenger RNA. RefSeq names its product acyl-coenzyme A thioesterase 13. NCBI's taxonomy places the organism in Eukaryota, Viridiplantae, Streptophyta, Magnoliopsida, Asparagales, Orchidaceae. The transcript has 4 exons. The coding region runs from base 96 to 635 and encodes 179 amino acids. The record is from RefSeq and is a predicted model, not a curated record. Gene Ontology annotation, molecular function: fatty acyl-CoA hydrolase activity.
AAAUUUCCCUUUGUUCCAUAUACAAAAUUCACCUUCUGGCCCUAUCCUCGCUUUCCAGCUCUUCGCUUCGCCCCAGGUUUUCUCCGAGGAAGAAAAUGGCUGGUCGCAAGAAUCCGUCAAUGUCGCCGACCGCAGACGCCGGCGAACCUCCGUCGUCAACCAAAAUGGAGGCGGCUGUGCGGAAAUGGAUCGAAGGCAUUGUAGUGAAAUCUCCGGCCGCCGGAAGCAUGGAUCCCUGGAACGGCGAGUUGUUCGACGCGAUCCCCCUUACCAGUCUCCAUCUCACGUUCACCGGCGGCGGUCGUGCUCUUUGCUCUUACCGCGUUCAUGCUUCUGUUGCGGACGAGGAGGGGAAUUGGCAUCUGGGGGCGAUCGCGACGGUGAUGGACGACAUUGGCGCGGCGGCAAUAAUGUCGGCUGUUGGCGAGAUCAAGAUUUCCGUCGAUUUUAGCAUAUCGUUCUUCUCACGUGCCAAGAUCGGCGAUGAGGUGGAAAUCGAGGCAAAGAUCGUGGAGGAUAAGGGGAAGCUGACAGCGGUGGUGAUUGAGGCCCGACUUAAAAAAACUGGCCAGCUCGUGGCGAUCGGCCGGCAGUGGAUGUCGUUCACGCCUGCGUUCCAUCGCAGCAAAAUGUAAAGAAAAGAAAAGCACUCCCAGCUCCGCUAAAAAUCGCUGAUCAAACCCCUCAGCUGCUUGAAACUAGAACUCUUCCCUUUCGUCUCUCGCUGGUUUGCUGCAGGUAACCCUUUCCCGUCUGCAUGAAAGCACCUUCCUGUUUGAACUUG